GCGGAGUGGGUCGGGCGGGGCCGAGCCGGGCCGUGGGCCGUGUGGGGGCCAGGCCGGGCCGGCGGACGGCAGGAUGGGCUGCACCGUGAGCGCCGAGGACAAGGCGGCAGCCGAGCGCUCUAAGAUGAUCGAUAAGAACCUGCGGGAGGACGGCGAGAAGGCGGCGCGGGAGGUGAAGUUGCUUCUGCUAGGUGCCGGGGAAUCUGGAAAGAGCACCAUCGUCAAGCAGAUGAAGAUCAUCCACGAAGAUGGCUACUCAGAGGAAGAAUGCCGGCAGUACCGGGCGGUCGUCUACAGCAACACCAUCCAGUCUAUCAUGGCCAUAGUCAAGGCCAUGGGCAACCUGCAGAUUGACUUUGCUGACCCCCAGCGUGCAGAUGAUGCCAGACAGCUGUUUGCACUGUCCUGUGCUGCUGAGGAACAAGGCAUGCUUCCUGAAGACCUGUCCGGUGUCAUCCGGAGGCUCUGGGCUGACCAUGGUGUGCAAGCCUGCUUUGGCCGCUCACGGGAGUACCAGCUUAAUGACUCAGCCGCUUACUACCUGAACGACCUGGAGCGCAUCGCACAAAGUGACUACAUCCCUACGCAGCAGGAUGUGCUGCGGACCCGUGUGAAAACCACAGGCAUCGUGGAAACACACUUCACCUUCAAGGACUUACACUUCAAGAUGUUCGAUGUGGGCGGUCAGCGAUCCGAGCGGAAGAAGUGGAUCCACUGCUUUGAGGGUGUCACAGCCAUCAUCUUCUGUGUCGCCCUGAGUGCCUAUGAUUUGGUGCUGGCUGAGGAUGAAGAGAUGAAUCGCAUGCACGAGAGCAUGAAGCUGUUUGACAGCAUCUGCAACAACAAGUGGUUCACAGACACCUCCAUCAUUCUUUUCCUCAACAAGAAGGACCUGUUCGAAGAGAAGAUCUCACAGAGCCCCCUGACCAUCUGUUUCCCUGAGUACACAGGGGCCAACAAGUAUGAUGAGGCAGCCAGCUACAUCCAGAGCAAGUUUGAGGACCUGAAUAAACGCAAAGACACCAAGGAGAUAUAUACGCACUUCACGUGCGCCACCGACACCAAGAACGUGCAGUUUGUGUUUGAUGCCGUCACUGACGUCAUCAUCAAGAACAACCUGAAGGACUGUGGCCUCUUCUGAGGGGCAGCGGGCCUGGCAGGACGGGCCACCGCCGACUCUGCUCCCUACUACCCCUGAGGAAGAUGGGGGCAAGAAGACCAUGCUCCCUGCCUGUUGUCCCCCUCUCCCCCAGCUGCUUCUCCCAUCUUUUCUCUCUGUUUCAGCUCCCCUGCCCCCCUCCCCCAGCUCUAGCCUUGUGGGGAGGGGUUGCCACAGGCCUCCCUGUUUGAAGCCCACCUUUGUCUGAGGUUGGGCGUGGCCAUGGUACACCAUUCCUGGUUUUCUAACCGUUGUGUUGUUCUGGGGUGAGGGGGGGGUGGCGCAUGCAGAGUUUCCCAAGGCCUGUGUCUGGAGAAGUAUCCACUUCUCCAGCCUAGACCCCUGGCUUUGUCCAACACCAGCCCUGACCCAAGUCCAAAUGUUUACAGGGAGCCUCCCGCCUACCCCACCCUCUGCCGCUCGGAGGCCCCAAAGGAAAAAGCACAAGAAUCGUGAGUGACACCGCCAUUCCUGGGGACGCACAGUCCACCUGCUUACUCUCGUAGCUUUAAAGAGAGAAAGAAAGAAAAAGAAAGUAA
Messenger RNA from Acomys russatus (golden spiny mouse), 1698 nucleotides. RefSeq names its product G protein subunit alpha i2 (gene Gnai2). Gene Ontology annotation, cellular component: heterotrimeric G-protein complex. Lineage: Eukaryota; Metazoa; Chordata; Mammalia; Rodentia; Muridae. Gene Ontology annotation, biological process: adenylate cyclase-modulating G protein-coupled receptor signaling pathway; gamma-aminobutyric acid signaling pathway. The record is from RefSeq and is a predicted model, not a curated record. Gene Ontology annotation, molecular function: GTP binding; G-protein beta/gamma-subunit complex binding; GTPase activity. The coding region runs from base 74 to 1141 and encodes 355 amino acids. The transcript has 9 exons.